UUUGGACGCUGUGGCAGCACUUCAACCUCAACGAUUUCUAUGUGCAGGUCAGUACGGCGACCUCGCUAAGGGACCUGCGACAUGUCGAUGUCCUGGAUGAGCAGAAGGACGCACCACCGCCGAAGAGUUUCCAUGCCAACAACUCCACCAUUGGGACACGUCCUUUCUACUCCCCAUGUUGUCCUACAAAAUGGGAAUCCUCUUCCUGGAAUUCAGCAGCGACUGUGCACUCAAUCUACUUCGUUGGUCUGCCGCCUCGGAGCACAAUUACUUCACCACCAAUCGGUUCUGGCUGCUCCUUACCGAGGAUCUAGCAGAGAUCGAUUUGCUAGAGGAUCCCGAAAUAUUUAUUCCUCCGGACAGUGAGUUAAGGGUGCUUCACUAUGAAAACGAAGGCAACUUCUCGUCCAGCCUGAUCGAUCUCUACAAAGUGGCUGCUUGGAAACCUUUAAAGAAAACUUUGGUGGGACAUAAUAUUCGGAAUCCGAGGCACAUGGUUCACGCCCUGCAGCGCUUUGGAUCGGCCAUAACUUAUCGGCAAAAUCUGGAAGGGAUUGUCUUCAACUCGGCCAUAGUUAUUGCCUUUCCAGAUCUUUUUACAACAAUCGAAGAUUUGUCGCUGAGGCACAUUGAUACCAUAUCAAAGGUUAAUCAUCGCUUGAUGCUGGAACUGGCCAAUCGCCUGAAUAUGAGGUAUGGCAAGAACUUCUUGGUAUAUUCAUAUUUUAGAUGAGAAAUUGAAAUGUACAUAUGUUUGUAUUUUGGGGAUCAACUCUUUCUUUGAGAUCUUCAAAUGAGAUCUAUUUUACAUUAUCAAAUUGUCAUAACUAAUCUUGGGUCAGAUGUGGUUAAAGACUUGCUUGGUAAUUAAGCUGACAAAGCCUUUUCUAAAAGGACUGUUUAUUCGGAAGA
Messenger RNA from Drosophila suzukii, 912 nucleotides. Lineage: Eukaryota; Metazoa; Arthropoda; Insecta; Diptera; Drosophilidae. The record is from RefSeq and is a predicted model, not a curated record.